Molecule: messenger RNA, 146 nt
Organism: Racocetra persica
Lineage: Eukaryota; Fungi; Glomeromycota; Glomeromycetes; Diversisporales; Gigasporaceae
Source: the annotation of a GenBank genome assembly
AUGAUUGAAAGACAACGAAAAAAAGAUAGAGAAGUAGAGACAUAUACCGAUGAAUAUUUAAUUAAACUAUCUGAUUUUUAUGAGAAAUUAAUUGAUAAAAUUUAUCUAUCUCAUAAUAAAAUUGAAAAUAAUUGUACUGUUGAGGA